Molecule: messenger RNA, 2836 nt
Organism: Rosa rugosa (rugosa rose)
Lineage: Eukaryota; Viridiplantae; Streptophyta; Magnoliopsida; Rosales; Rosaceae
Exons: 2
Coding region: 899-2104 (401 amino acids)
Source: RefSeq, a predicted model, not a curated record
UAUGUAGAAUUUCCAUUUUUCUCUCAAAUAUUCAAGUUCUCUUGCUCAGCUAUCAUGGUAUCACAAGCCAGGUUCAUUUGGGGUUGACCUCCGGCGUCGUUUUCCGGCGGGGACUCUAGUCAUCACUACUCAUAUACAAUCUAUUUUGCAGUAUCUUUUCAGAUAAGUUUCAUUCUAGAUCUGAGUUUUUCUUUGUGAAGGUUGUGAAGUUUGAUUACGAAGCUUAAGCUUGAGAUCUGUGACUACUUUGCUUGAGAUAUGAGACUUUGAUACUUGUAUAAGUCUUUGAGCACUCGUUUAUUGCUAUUUUUCUUUGUGAAGGUUGUGAAGUUUGAUUACAAAGCUUAAGCUUGAGAUCUGUGACUACUUUGCUUGAGAUCUGAAACUUUGAUACUUGCAUAAGUCUUUGAGCACUCGUUUAUUGCUAUUUUUAUGAAAUUGAAGAACUCUGAAACCCUAAUUGAUGAUGAAGUAUGUUCUAGCUCUGUGUGUUUGAGUAUACACUGAGAUUUCUGCAUAGUAAUUUCUGAUUCUCAUACGAUCUAGCAAGGUUGUGAAAGAAGUUAAAUAUGACUACCAUUGGUUCCUCUUCUUCCACCACUACUCAAAACACUACUCACACCACUGUGUACUUGCCUAAUAUUCUACUGGAUGAAAGUAAUUACCCUACCUGGUUGUUUUGAAUGGAGUCAUUUCUUCGAGGUCAGAAUCUCUUUGGUUUUGUGGAUAGCACAACUCCUUGUCCACCACAACUUGUUGUUGCCUCUGAUGGAGUCACUAGUGUUACCUCUAUGGAAUACAUUACAUGGAAAAUUCAGGAUCAAAGCAUCAUCAACAUGAUAGGUCAAACUCUUAGUCCUAUAGCUAUGACCUGUGCAGUAGGAAGUCUGCAAAACAAAUGUGGGAGAACCUAAAGCUAAAGUUUGCUGCUCCUAAUAGGCAGAAUAUACUACAGUUGAAGUCUAAUCUUCAAAAUUUGAGGAAAGGAAGUGAUGACAUAGAGACUUAUCUGGAUAAAGUGAAAAUUGCUAGGGAUGCACUUGAAACAGUUGGAGUAUUCAUUGAUGAUGAGGAUAUUGUGGUCACGGUUCUUAGAGGUCUUCAAGCUGAAUUUGUAGCUAUCAAAACAGUAAUUCGAGCUCAAUUUGUCAGUUGCUCUCUUGGAGAACUUAAGACUCUACUAAAAGCUGCGGAAGUUGAUAUAGAGAAUGAAAAUCAGUGCUCCAUACCUCUUACUGCAAUGUUGGCUAAAAACAGCUCUCAAGUCUCUUCUUCACUUGGAAUUGGAAGCAGUCCUGCAACAACUUCACUCAAUGCUCAUACAUCCACAAUGUCUUCUUCUGUUGCAGCUCCUACUUUAUCCACUAAUCAGCCUCAAGUUCAAAGCAUGAUUCACAGCUCACCAUCUAGCUCUAAUAUUCUUGCACCUCAAGGCUAUGCUAUUCAAGCUGUUGCUGUUCCAUCUGUUGCUCCAGUGGUUCCACCUGGUUUCACCCCUCAAGCAGUCACAUCUGUCCUCUCUAUUCCAACUCAGCAUUUCUAUGUUCCUAUACCUGCUUUACCCUAUGGUUUUCCAUCCAUUAUUAAUCCUUAUGUUCUGAAUGACAAUUCUUAUGGGAUGACUGGGUUCUUUGCUGGAAGAGGUCAGGCAAGAUUUAACAACAAUGGUGGGAACAACAGGUUUAACAAUGGUGGUGGUUUUCGACUUCCAUAUGGUGGUCAAGUUGGUAACCAAGUUGGAAAUGCUACCAAUGUUGGCUUUGGCUUCAACAACACUGGUUUUAAUACAAAUGAAGUGGCAAUAAUACAAGGAACUUUGCAGCAGGCAAUUCUCUCACCUGUCAGCUUUGCAAUAGAGUUGGUCAUGGAGCUAGAACCUGUCGAUCACUUCCAACCUUUCAGCAAGAUCCUGGUUUUAAUGGUGGUGGUAUUGGUUGUCAGUUUUGUGGCAAGAAGAAUCACACAGCUGAUAGGUGUUACUACAUCAUUGGAUUUCCAAAUCAACAGCAGCAAAACAAUGAGUCUGAAGCUACAGCCAUGCUUGCAGCCACAACCAAUGCUCUUCAAUUUUGGCUUGCCGACACUGGAGCCACUAAUCACAUGACUAGUGAUCCUCAAGUCCUUAACAACCUUGUUCAAUAUCCUGCUACUGAUGCAGUUCAAAUUGGACAAGGUGUUGGGCAAAAUCCUCUACCAAGGACUGAGUAACACUACACCAAUUUUGUUAUCAGACAACGGCAGAAAACCGUUGUGUGAUUUGAAGUGUAACCGUUGUAGAGUGAGCCGUUGUCUGAUGAAAAAUCAGACAACGGUGGAACACAGUUGUGUGAUAAAUACACAGACAACAGGUAUGUGUUAUAACUGUUGUUUGAUAGCUCGGCAGAUGGCUCGGCAGAUGCCAAGCGUGCAGCUGCGCAGCAGUUUAGGGGCGUCUUCAGACAACAGUGCCAGUUUGCAACCGUUGUAUGUUAAUCAUGUCAGACAACAUUUUUUUAUUUUGUCUGUUGUCUGAUUGCUCUUCAAACUUCAGUUCUUAGACUAUAUCUGUUGUGUGAUUAAAUUUAGGACAACAGAGUUCAAUUGCUUCUGUUGUGUGAUUAACUUGUAGGACAACAGAGUUCAAUUAAUUCUGUUGUGUGAUUAGCUAUUAAGACAACAGAGUUCAAUUGGUUCUGUUGUGUGAUUAACUUUUAGGACAACAGAGUUCAAUUAAUUCUAUUGUCUGAGUAUAAAUUAGAAUCAGACACUGAUUCGUUAAAAACCGAUGUGUGAUAUGAUUGAUUGCAAUGAUUUAAGUCCCAUUUUUGGCCAUUCAGACAACAGGCAGUGAUCAUUA